Mobula hypostoma (lesser devil ray) is the source of this 1895-nucleotide messenger RNA. RefSeq names its product spindle and kinetochore-associated protein 2-like. The record is from RefSeq and is a predicted model, not a curated record. Gene Ontology annotation, cellular component: outer kinetochore; spindle microtubule. NCBI's taxonomy places the organism in Eukaryota, Metazoa, Chordata, Chondrichthyes, Myliobatiformes, Myliobatidae. Gene Ontology annotation, biological process: cell division; mitotic cell cycle; chromosome segregation. Gene Ontology annotation, molecular function: microtubule binding. The coding region runs from base 7 to 747 and encodes 246 amino acids. The transcript has 7 exons.
ACAUUCAUGGUGAACAUGGUACUACCAUUUCAAAAAUGUGUUUUGGGUCAUUUGAGGAUAUGUCAUGACAACAAAUGGCCUGUAACUGAGUUCCAGAAGGCAGAGUCUGAUCUGAAUUAUAUUCAACACAAACUAGAAUUUGAAAUUGUGAAUAAUCUUCCAGAAAACAGAACACAACAGGAAAAUCCAAUAAAACUGCUAGAGCAACUGAAGGUAAUAAAGUCACGGUAUCGUGAGUUGUGUGAAGAAGCAGAUCGGAUUGCUAUAGAGCGUAAGGAAUCAGUAGACUUCAUCCGUACAAAACUUGCCACCACAUUGCAGUUAGUACAAAAGCUGCAGAGUCAAAGCGACUUGAAGUCCUGUCCCCUGACAGAAGAUGAGCAAUGGGCUAUACAGAAUGUUAUGAAGUUGGAGACUUUGCCCGGAGUAGACCCGUGUGAGGAAUCCAGUGCAGUGCCUCAUUCACCACAGCAGCUGGGAGGUGGGUUUGAACCGAUCACUGAAGAGAUGUUCAUAUCUGUGCCAAAAAAUGUAAGGCAGGCUGCAAAACUUGCGAACUUGAACACACUUUACCAGCAGCUCUUUGACCACUUUGUAAAGGACAAAAAUAGUUCUGCGCUGACUGUGAUGCAGAUGAUGAAACUCAACAUGAAGGCAACUGAAGCAGAGAUAAAAACACUUAAAGCUCUUGAACUCAUUCAACUGGACAAAAAAGGACGUGUCCGUCUCUCCCUGUGUCAUUCCUAGAUUUGCCAGCCUUCUACCAAAGCAGUAUUUGUACUUGAUCUUGUCUGAAUUCAAGUGCAGAUUUGUGGAUGUCUGACUGAAAAUAAGGUGCAAGAAUCUGUUGAGGUGCUUUACUACUUGAAGUAAAACUUGAGGAUUUUGGAUGCAGUUUUGGUAGGGUAAACUCUGUGCCUCGGGAGCUAGUCUCCAAAGUAUGGUGGACUUGACAUUUAAUACAGCGAAUGGAUAUUUUAGUCUGGCAGCAGAAUCACAAACUUAUGAAUUGUUGGGUUUUCAAUGCUUAUGGUUCCUAAAAUUUGUAUUGUUUGUAUUUAAGAAACAUCUCAGUUAUUGCCUUUGUGCCUAAUUUUCAGGGAAAUGGUCUUUUCCUUGGAGAGUUUAUCCCCUGGCUACCAAACUGAGUAUGCUGAUCUUCUACACAGGAGUAUAGCUGUCACAAAUCAGUAAAUAGUGGUUUUAAUAAGCACUUUGUCUAGUAAUUUUGAUGAUUUGAUGAAAUGUAUAAUAAAAUUCCAAUCUUGUAUUUAAUAGUUCAUAAAUACGGAAGGUUAGUCAUCUGGUUGACAUUCAUCCAGUGUGUGGCCAGGAACUGGAGUUGCGAUAUGGCUAUGUUUGAGCAGGAGCCAGUGUUUGGAAUUAUGUGUGUUUCUGCUCCUUUAAAAACCAACAGGUUUACAGGAAAAUGCUUCAUACUACUAUAUAUCAAUUGUGAUUGGAUAGUAAUGAGAUCAGGAGUCUGGGAUCAUCAAAGACCCAAGUCUGCCAGAUUGCUGGAGUUUUAUUACAUUCUGUUAGAUUUCCCACUAUCCCCAAUGAGUUUAACUCCACCAGCUGAAUGUGGCCUAGAUAAUUAUGGGACCUGAUCUAAAGAUUAAAUUGUCUCAAUAAAUCUUAAGAAAACAGCAGAAAAAUGACCAAGAUCUGCUUCAAUUCCAUGAUUUCUUUCCAGAUGGAACAUUAUUGAAUUUGUGUUGCUUUUGAUAAUAAAGUAUACAGAAUGCUAAACAAUGUACUUAUGAAGAAAGGAUAUUUUGUCACUUUAGAUAGAUCAUCAGUUUUUUUAUGUUGAAUAAAGUGGAGAUUGCAAAAAUGCUUUGUGCUGUUUUAUUUGUGGUUAAAAAUGGCUGCACUGGGAAUGGAGCAUUCUU